Molecule: messenger RNA, 2804 nt
Organism: Cyprinus carpio (common carp)
Lineage: Eukaryota; Metazoa; Chordata; Actinopteri; Cypriniformes; Cyprinidae
Gene: has1
Product: hyaluronan synthase 1
Exons: 4
Coding region: 73-1797 (574 amino acids)
Biological process (GO): hyaluronan biosynthetic process; extracellular matrix assembly
Molecular function (GO): hyaluronan synthase activity
Source: RefSeq, a predicted model, not a curated record
CACUGAGAAUUUAAUAAAAAGUUUUUAUUUUUUACUACUUUCCCCCUAAUAUUUCUAGCAUUUUCAUUAAAAAUGGACAUCAAACCAGUAUUAAGGAGAUUUGGCUAUUUGGUCCGAGCCAUUCUCACAUUUCUCUUCGCUCUUCUGGUACUUGGCGUGAUGCUAUGGGCAUACAUCGAUGGUUUCCAGAUAGCCACAUCCCCAUUUAACAUCAUUACCUUUGGUUUCUACGGGGUGCUUCUCAGCCUUCACGUCCUAAUUCAGAGCUUUUUUGCCUUUGUGGAGCAUCGGCGGAUGAAUGCAAGACGCAAACCAUGCUCUUACACAAAAAUCAUUGGCUUUACUAUAUCAGCCUAUCAGGAGGACCCUGCUUAUCUCCGCGAAUGCCUUCAGUCAGUACGGGCCCUGCAGUACCCAUCUGAGCUGCUACGCAUUGUCAUGGUGGUGGACGGGAACUCAGAAGAUGACCGCUACAUGAUGGAGAUGUUCAGGGAGGUCUUUGCAGACCAGGAUCCGGGCUGUUAUAUAUGGCAGAACAACUACCACUCUUGGAAGCCCACUGGCCAAGAAAAGGAUGCAGCUGAAGCUGAUGGUCCAGAAGCAGAUGAUGAAGUAGUGUUUGAAGACCCUCAGCGCUUAGAGGUUGAAGAACUCAUAAGGACCAAGAAGUGUGUGUGCAUCAUGCAAAAAUGGGGAGGAAAGAGGGAAGUGAUGUAUACAGCAUUCAAGGCACUAGGAUCUUCUGUGGAUUAUAUACAGGUGUGUGACUCAGACACAAAAUUAGACCCUCUGGCUACAGUGGAGCUCUGCAAGGUGCUGGAAAGCAACCAGAAAUAUGGUGCUGUGGGAGGCGAUGUGAUGAUCCUUAACCUUAAAGACUCUUAUAUCAGCUUCAUGAGCAGCCUGCGCUACUGGAUGGCGUUUAACAUUGAGAGGUCCUGCCAGUCCUUCUUUGACUGUGUCUCCUGCAUCAGCGGCCCCUUAGGUCUUUAUAGAAAUGACCUACUGCAGCAGUUCCUGGAAUCCUGGUACAACCAGAAGUUUCUUGGUACCCACUGUACUUUCGGGGAUGACCGGCAUCUCACCAAUCGAAUGCUAAGCAUGGGCUAUGCUACAAAGUACACUGCCCGUUCGAAGUGCUACACGGAGACUCCCGCUCAGUUUCUGCGCUGGCUCAAUCAGCAGACGCGUUGGACCAAAUCCUACUUUCGUGAAUGGCUGUAUAAUGCUAUGUGGUGGCACAAGCACCACCUGUGGAUGACCUACGAAUCCAUUGUCUCAGGCAUCUUUCCUUUUUUUGUCACUGCCACCAUUAUCAAGCUCUUCUGGACAGGCACUCUGUGGGACAUUUUGUGGGUCUUGUGCUGCAUCCAGUUGAUUGGUCUGAUAAAGGCAGCCUAUGCCUGCAUCCUACGACAAAAUGCAGUGAUGCUCUUUAUGUCCUUAUACUCUGCUCUCUAUAUGACCAGCCUCCUGCCUGCCAAAUACUUUGCCAUUAUCACCAUGAACAAAAGCAGCUGGGGGACAUCGGGCCGGCGUAAGAUGGUGGGGAACUAUAUCCCCCUGGCACCUCUAUCAGUGUGGGCGGCGAUCUUGUUGGGAGGCCUGGGGUACACAAUCUACAGGGAAAGCAUUAAGACUUGGACAACAGAUGAAAGAAAGAAAGAGGAGAUCAAGUUUUUGAUAUUUGGAGCCACAGCUUAUGUGUGCUACUGGCUUGUAAUGCUCUGCCUCUAUUGGAUGUGGUUUCGGAGAUUAUUCCGAAAACGUUCACAGAGUUACACUGUGAAUGUAUAGGACUAUUAUUUGGCCACAUUAUUUAUUUAGGAACACUUGCACAUUUUUAUUUUUAAAUGGUUUACAUGCAAUUUUAUUUAUAGACUGUUUUUAAACUUGUAAUUUUAUUUAUGAUUGUUUUUUUUUUGGUAUUGCACAUAUUUUAUGCAAUUUAUGAUGCCUAUAAGUAUUCAGAGAUCAGAAAUGAUGUGGAAGCGACCAGCCUUUAAGAAAUAUAAUGACUAUAUGAAAUGUGCGAAAAGCAAUCAUACAGAGUCAACAUUGAUGCUGUACAUUUUUAAAUUUAUAAAAUAUACAAUUGAACCCAAAUAACAGAAAUAUGUUAUUAGUGAGGGAAUUUGAACAUAGCAGUGUACAUCAAUGAGCUUACUGAAAUGAUAUUCUUAUUUUGUUGAAACACUAAGACAUCCUGUUACACAUUAUUUAUAGAACAUAGAUAAGUAGAUACUACACAGUUAGUAGCACUGAUCAUGUGAUAUUCAUGAUAAUUUAGGAUUUGUUAUUUUCAGAAUGACUACUAAGAAAAAUAUGACACAUAUUUCAUGACAAAUAAUCGUGCAGGUUUUUCCAAAUGUUUUUAUUUAUUUUAUUUUAUUUCAUUUUAUUUUUCAUGAUGAGUGUUGAUUUAAAAUAUUUGUUAAUCCUUUCUGAUGUAAUGUGACGAAUUGUAUUUUUAUGUUGUCUUUUAGCACGUGAAUAGAAUAUGUUGAGUAUGUAUAUUUAUUGAUAAAUUCUUUUGACAGCAAUAUUGUGUAAAAGUGAACUGACAAAUGUUUGUUAUUUAAACAAAACAAGAGAUUAAAUAAAUUAUUUUUAAAGGAAAAUGUGCUGAACUUAUUUUAAACAUCUCUGUUUGACAAAAUUCUACCAUGAAUUAUUAUCCGAUUAAAAUAACUAUAUGUAGACAAUAUAAAAGUAAAUAUUUAAUAUUUUGCACUGCUGGAAUGACCUCAGCAUUUAAAAUGCAGAUCUAGUUUGGAGAAAAAAUAAUAGUCAUACUUUAAUUU